AUGGUCGUUGGAAAAAUUUUUGAGGCAGCGAAAUGGACUGCCGAAACCGUCAAGGGAGCAGCUAUCGUGGUUGCCUCGCCAAAUGCUCCAAUCCCGGCCACUGACCUCCACCCACGCAUGCCAGCCCGGCCAUGGACCGCUCAAGAAUAUUUGAGAAUGUGGUCCUGGCGCCAUUGCUGGAAGUAUCUUCCAGUCUUCCGUUUCUACAUCUACUCAGGAGUCAUCCUCUACGGAGUUUACAAGUUUGUUCUGCCGAUCAAGCCACGUCACAUGGUUCAAUACACUAAAGGAAAGGAGGACCACCAUCACCACGAGGUCGAGCACUGGUGGGGAAUCCGCCAAAAGUUGGCUGACAAGGAGUAUUUCAAGAAGUACAACCCACUCAAGAAGGAGGGUGAGGUCGAAGUUGGACACCACUAA
This is a messenger RNA of Caenorhabditis remanei, 420 nucleotides long. RefSeq lists its product as uncharacterized. Lineage: Eukaryota; Metazoa; Nematoda; Chromadorea; Rhabditida; Rhabditidae. Bases 1 to 420 code for a protein of 139 amino acids. The record is from RefSeq and is a predicted model, not a curated record. The transcript has 3 exons.